Messenger RNA from Sorex fumeus (smoky shrew), 1491 nucleotides. RefSeq names its product prostate transmembrane protein, androgen induced 1 (gene PMEPA1). Gene Ontology annotation, molecular function: R-SMAD binding. The transcript is spliced from 7 exons. Gene Ontology annotation, cellular component: Golgi membrane; early endosome membrane. Gene Ontology annotation, biological process: negative regulation of transforming growth factor beta receptor signaling pathway. The record is from RefSeq and is a predicted model, not a curated record. The coding region runs from base 1 to 1491 and encodes 496 amino acids. Lineage: Eukaryota; Metazoa; Chordata; Mammalia; Eulipotyphla; Soricidae.
AUGAGCCUCACUCUUGGGCUCCCCAAAAGCUUCAGCCAGCCUUUUGAACCCGGAGCGCGCCCGCGGGGGCACGGGCGGCGCCGACAACGGGUGUGGAUUCGCGGGGCGCCCGCCGGGCAGACCCCGACUCAUUUCCAUGACAAGGGCCCCCGCGGCUCCCGCGCCCUCCGCGAGCGACUGUCUCGCGGCUGGACUCCCGGGGGCGGGGACCCCAGCGCCGCCCACGCCUCGGACCCGACCCGGGUGAGCUCCGGGCGCCUCGCGGCCCGCGGGGCCCGCCCCCUCGGCGGCGGCGGCCCCGCCCCGCGGCCCGGGCGGCGCGGGGGGCCCGGGCGGGGAUUGGCGCAGCGCGCGCCCCCUCGGCGGCCCCCGCGCGGUGGGAACCGGCGGCCCCGUCUGGCGCUGACGUCAGACCGUCUGCCCGCCGGCCCGGCCGCCAGAAACCCGAUCUCCUUGGCCUUGAAUGAGGAGGCGGCGGCGGCGGCGGCGGCGCGGGGAAGCAGCGGCGCAGCUCGGCCCCCGCCCCGGCCCGGCCGCCCGCGCGGCCCCCGGACGCCGCCCGCGCGCCCCGCCGACGCCCCCGCGCGCGGCCCCGGCGCGGCCGGGGGGCGCCGGGCCGCGCGGCCCCCGCGCCCGCCGCGCCGCGCCGCCGCGCCGCGCGCGCGCCGCUUGAUGGGGGCCAACGCCACCGCCGCCGCCGCCGCCGGGCAGCCCAAUGUCUCCUGCACGUGCAACUGCAAGCGCUCUUUGUUCCCGAGCAUGGAGAUCACCGAGCUGGAGUUCGUGGAGAUCACGGUCAUCGUGGUGGUGGUGAUGGUGAUGGUGGUGGUGAUCACGUGCCUGCUGAGCCACUACAAGCUGUCGGCGCGCUCCUUCAUGGGGCGGCACAGCCAGGCCCGCCGGAGGGACGACGCGCUGUCCUCGGAAGGCUGCCUCUGGGCCUCGGACAGCACCGUGUCCGGCACUGGACUCCCGGAGCCCUACGCCCAGCCGCGGGCCCCCGACCGCCUGGCCGUGCCGCCCUUCGCGCCGCGGGACCGUUUCCAGCGCUUCCAGCCCACCUACCCGUACCUGCAGCACCACAUCGACCUGCCCCCGACCAUCUCGCUGUCGGACGGGGAGGAGCCGCCGCCCUACCAGGGCCCCUGCACGCUCCAGCUGCGGGACCCCGAGCAGCAGCUGGAGCUGAACCGCGAGUCGGUGCGCGCGCCCCCGAACCGAACCGUCUUCGACUCGGACCUGAUGGACGGCGCCGCGCUGGGGGGCCCCUGCCCGCCCAGCAGCAACUCGGGCAUCAGCGCCGCGGGCUACGGGGGCGGCGGGCGCAUGGAGGGCCCGCCCCCCACCUACAGCGAGGUCGUCGGCCACUACCCGGGCCCCGCGCCCCCCGCCCUGCUGGAGGGGACCCGCCUGCCGCCCGCGCACAUCUCCCCCGAGAGCACUGCGGGCUGGAGCAAGGACAAGGAGAAGCCGCAGGGACCGGCGCUCUAG